AUGAUUGAGGUUGAUUUUGUUCUCAUUCUUUCAGAGGAGAUUUUCCAGUCCCAAAUUGCCCAUUGGUGGUCCCCUGAUGGUGCCAGGUUAGCUUACGCCACCAUCAAUGACACCCUGGUGCCCAGGAUGGAGCUGCCCAUGUUUACAGGCACACCCUACCCAACAGGAAAAGAGUACCACUACCCUAAGGCUGGUGAGGAGAACCCUGUUAUAACCUUGUAUGUUGUGAAUCUUAAUGGCCCACUUCACACCAUCGAGAUGAGGAGACCUGAUGAUCCAAGGAUGGGUGAGUACUAUGUGACCAUGGUGAGAUGGGCCACCACCACCAAACUGGCCAUCAACUGGCUGAACCGAGCCCAGAACAUCUCUAUACUCACUCUGUGUGAGGCCACAACAGGCGUCUGCACAAAGAAACAUGAGGAUGAAAGUGAAGGAUGGCUCCACAGACAGAAUGAGAAACCUCUGUUUUCCAGAGAUGGGCUGAAAUUGUUUUUCACCCGUGCCAUUCCUCAAGGCGGCAGGGGAAAGUUCUUCCACAUUUCCAUGUCCAUCUCCCAGCCCAACACCAGUACAGACACACUACAGUCCAUCACGUCUGGAGACUGGGAUGUCACCCAAGUCCUGGCCUAUAAUGAGGACAGCCAAUUGAUAUACUUCUUGAGCACUGAGGAUGGUCCUAAGCGAAGACAUUUAUACAGCGCGGACACCUUUGGUUCAUUCAAUCGACGCUGUCUGUCAUGUGCCUUGCCUGACAGCUGUGAUUACAUCAGUGGGUCUUUCAGCCACAACAUGAGCUUUUUCUUGCUCAACUGCAAAGGUAGCUAUGACAGCAAUGAAUCACCCGUCCAUUUAUUUUGUGUCACCUGUGAAUGGUACUAAAUUAUCAUAACUAAAGUCAGAUCAAACAGGAAAAGACCAUAAUGCCAUCAA
Notothenia coriiceps (black rockcod) is the source of this 930-nucleotide messenger RNA. RefSeq names its product dipeptidyl aminopeptidase-like protein 6. The record is from RefSeq and is a predicted model, not a curated record. Gene Ontology annotation, biological process: regulation of potassium ion transmembrane transport; proteolysis. Lineage: Eukaryota; Metazoa; Chordata; Actinopteri; Perciformes; Nototheniidae. The transcript is spliced from 8 exons. Gene Ontology annotation, molecular function: potassium channel regulator activity. The coding region runs from base 1 to 879 and encodes 292 amino acids. Gene Ontology annotation, cellular component: voltage-gated potassium channel complex; plasma membrane.